This is a messenger RNA of Volvox carteri f. nagariensis, 717 nucleotides long. RefSeq lists its product as uncharacterized. The coding region runs from base 1 to 717 and encodes 238 amino acids. The record is from RefSeq and is a predicted model, not a curated record. The transcript is spliced from 3 exons. NCBI's taxonomy places the organism in Eukaryota, Viridiplantae, Chlorophyta, Chlorophyceae, Chlamydomonadales, Volvocaceae.
AUGGUAAUCCGGCAGGGCUCUGGGAGUUGCGGGUCGCUGGAGGUGGCGCUAUCAGAGCCCACCACCGGUGGUUCGCUUACUGCAGCCACUGCGGCGCCGCAUGCCCGAGUCGGCAGCGGUUUCGGCGCACACCACAGCGGGGUGAAGGUGCUCCACGCGGCUCGGCAGCCCACGAUAACACCGGGGUCCCAACACGUGCGCGGUUGCGGUGGCAGCGGCGGCGGCAACAGCGACGGCGGCUAUGGCCCGGCGCCCUCUCCAGGCAUCCCGGGCGGCGGUGACGAUGAAACCACGGAUAUCAACCUGUCCCUUUUAUGGGACCUGGUUCAAGGGGGCUUAUGUCUGCGAGAUGAUCCCCUGGCGGCGGAGGAUGGUGAUUUAGAGGCUCCGGAACCAAGUGCCGUUGCGGCGAUUAAGCGGCUAUUGGAGCGGAGGCUCCAGCAGGAGGGCGGACCGGCCCGGGGGUUGAGCCCGGAGGAUAUGAUUGCGCUGAUGGCUCGGGCGCACGAGCGCCAGAGCAAAAAGACGAGCAAGAAGAAGACGGCGGCAGCGGUCGCCAGUGGCGACAAGGACGACGGCUGCGACGCCAGCAGCGACGACGAGCCGCAUCUGUACCAGGAUCGCAGUGAUACCAAGUCAUGGCGACGCACUGUGGAGCGGAUGAAGGAGAACGAUUGGGUGCUCGUGAAGGACACAGACGGCAAACAUUACAAGUGA